Messenger RNA from Cheilinus undulatus (humphead wrasse), 3327 nucleotides. It is a transcript of the gene siah1, whose product is annotated as siah E3 ubiquitin protein ligase 1. Gene Ontology annotation, biological process: multicellular organism development; proteasome-mediated ubiquitin-dependent protein catabolic process. Gene Ontology annotation, cellular component: cytoplasm. The coding region runs from base 416 to 1441 and encodes 341 amino acids. The transcript is spliced from 5 exons. NCBI's taxonomy places the organism in Eukaryota, Metazoa, Chordata, Actinopteri, Labriformes, Labridae. Gene Ontology annotation, molecular function: ubiquitin conjugating enzyme binding; ubiquitin protein ligase activity; zinc ion binding. The record is from RefSeq and is a predicted model, not a curated record.
CUGUGCUGCAGCUUUAGCGCCUAGCAACCAGCCUAGUGCUCCAUUUCAGUUUGGCCUCAUAGGCAGGUCAGAUGGAUACCUGGAUUUCUUGGCAGACUUUAGGGAAUACAGUGUGAUAUAUAUAUAUUUGGAUUUCCAACCAGCAGUUGUAGUUCUGCUACAUCUUCCUUUUUCCCAUCCCUUUUUUUAGGAUUUAAACAUUUCUCUCCGCCUGUAGCCAGAACACAGACCUCAUUCUUUCUCUACAUCUUUUUCUGGAUGCUCAUGAGCUCAUGCUCCCUGAAGGGGGGACCAGGUGGAAGAAAUGUGAUCCUGUGUUUUGUGGAGUGUUUGGGGCAGCAGUAGAUGUGUGUGGUUUCCAUGGAAAAGGCACAAGAAAAAUGGAGUCGAGGGGCUGCGUGAGUGCUCUAGCCCUAUGUCUCUUGUCCAAGUGAAAUCGAAGCCGGCUUGUGUAGCACUGCAAGCUCCGCCCUGGAACUCCUUGUUCAAACUCUUCUCGUGUGUAACCACAAGGAACUUUCAAAGGACUAAAGAGGUCCCCACAUUUCAAGAGAAGACGAAAGCCUUAUUUGGAAAUCUUAUGGACGAAGAAAUGAGUCGCCAGACUGCCACCGCGCUGCCCACAGGAACCUCCAAGUGCCCCCCCUCUCAGCGCGUGCCCACCCUGUCAGGCACCACCGCCUCCAACAGUGACCUGGCCAGCCUGUUCGAGUGCCCUGUCUGCUUUGACUAUGUCCUACCCCCCAUACUGCAGUGCCAGUCCGGACACCUGGUAUGCUCCAACUGCCGGCCCAAACUCACCUGCUGCCCAACCUGCCGAGGCCCUCUGGGCUCCAUCAGGAAUCUGGCCAUGGAGAAGGUGGCCAACUCAGUCCUCUUCCCCUGCAAGUACGCCUCGUCGGGCUGUGAAGUCACCCUGCCUCACACUGACAAGACAGAGCACGAAGAGCUGUGCGAGUUCCGGCCGUACUCGUGCCCCUGUCCAGGAGCAUCCUGCAAGUGGCAGGGCUCACUUGAUGCUGUGAUGCCUCACCUGAUGCACCAACACAAGUCUAUCACCACACUGCAGGGGGAGGACAUCGUGUUUCUGGCCACAGACAUCAACCUGCCAGGCGCCGUGGACUGGGUGAUGAUGCAGUCCUGCUUCGGCUUCCACUUCAUGCUGGUCCUAGAGAAGCAGGAGAAAUACGACGGCCACCAACAGUUCUUCGCCAUUGUGCAACUCAUCGGGACUCGCAAGCAGGCUGAGAACUUUGCCUACCGGCUGGAGCUCAAUGGGCACCGGCGCCGCCUAACCUGGGAGGCCACACCGCGCUCCAUUCACGAGGGCAUCGCCACAGCCAUCAUGAACAGCGACUGCCUGGUGUUCGACACAUCCAUCGCACAGCUGUUUGCAGAGAAUGGCAACCUUGGCAUUAACGUCACCAUCUCCAUGUGCUAAGAACUUUUCAACAGAAGAGGGUCAAAAAGUUACAGACUGUGUCUGGGGGCUUUUAGAGGGUCAAAUCAGUUGUGACCUCACAGUGCCCCCCUCCCCUCUCUGCUCACCCCUUGAGAUGUGGAACUCGACUGUCUGAUCAGACAGCUGUGGAGACUCAGGGGGUGGGAUGGAUGGAUGAAUGGAUAAUUGGAUGAAUGGUUGGAUGAGUGGAGGAAUAAUUAUAAACAUGGAAAUAACUGUGUAGUGACGGCUAUAGACUUCUAAACACACAAACGUUUCUGUGAGACUCAUGCACACACAUGCAGUCUUGCAGUCUUUUGGUCAUAAACACAGACACUAACUGAAAAGCUGUUCAGCCCCCUCCCCUCCUGUUAUCAGUGUCUUUCUCUUGCCCUCACACGUUUCAGCAGCCUCUGCAGCCUCCUCCGUGAGACUAGAGGCUCAUCACUCAAGCUAUACUUUAACACGGACUCCUGGUCAGUGCGGGGUAGCUAGCCAGCUAUCUAGUGCACCCCCUGAAGAAUUCCUGCUGCUUGUAAUCCACCUCAGUACCCUCUAGACCUCCUGGAUUAAACCAUUGAAACUCUGCCGACGCUGCACAUACGAGCUGUGGGCUGGCUUCUCCGAACUGGGCAUCUUCAUGUAUUGGCCCACUCACAGUGGAACCGGGGCUAUGAAGUUCCUAGCGACAGAUUAGGAAACAUGUCUCCAUCUCUGACAGAUGUGGUCUCCACUACUGGACCAUCACCUAUAGACAUCGAUGGCUGUAGCACCAACUCAACCACAGACACAGUCAUGUCCAGGAUGACUGCAGUGAAUGAACUGUCUAUCCAACAUCCCAUGCAUCUGGUCUCCUUCCAGCCCACAUCUGGUCCACAUGGGUUCAUUCGAGGCUAAAGAUUGUGCAUCGGACGCUCUUUAAAUAGUUGACCGUUGUCUUUGAUAGUUCUUAGAACAGACUCUGCUCUCAUACUGUAUGGACUUAAGAAGGCCAGCAGCUACGUUGGCCCUGGAUGUGUGUGUUUUUUUUUUGUUUUUUUUUAAAUCUUCAUUUUUAUGGAGUGGACACAAACAAUGGAGGUCUCACACACUAAACACACACCUGUUCUUUGCAUUACAGGCAGUGUGUGCAAGCGUAACUAUGGAUAAAUUAACUGUACGUCAGAGCAUUUUCAACUUUGUUUUUCAGAGGAAAAGAAAUACACUGCAUUUCAGUUGAGUCACAGUUUUCUUUUGGGUUUAUUUCGUUACUAUGUUAUUUCUUUAUAAUUAUAUUAGUUUUUUUUGUAUGUGAGGAAAGAAGAACUCCUGUUAUUUGUAUGUAUGUCUGUGACUGUGUGAAUGUGUGAGAUGAACAUGUGGUAAAAAGCCCGCUCACUUCCUCCUGUCUCCUCUCCACUCUCCUCUUUUCAUUUCUCUGCUUCUGUCUCGCUCUGUCUGCCAGUGUCGGCCUCAACCACUGAUUGACUGAUCACCCAACCAGGAAAGAGGGACAGUUUCUACGGUUACAAUGUUGCUAUUGUUAUUAUUAAAUGGAGAUUAUCAGAAUUAUCAUUUUUUGUAACGACUUUUAAAAACAAAAAUUAAAGGCUGUAAAAUGUGUGGCUAAACUUCAGUGUUUGUAGUUAAAAAGCAAGUUGUCGUUCAUCUGAAGGGUUGUUUUUUUCCCAACUGGAUUGUUUUCUCCUCACCUAUUCGUCUCUGUCUUCUUGUUUGUGUGGUAAGUCUUUUCUUUUCCUUUUUUUUGUCUCAGAGGAGGGAGGGAGAUCAAGCCAAUCAUCUCUCCCUUUCUCGUCAUGUGGAGUCUCAGUAAUGUUGCUGCUCCUUCUCAACUCCUUGACUCUUUCUGUUUUACUUUGUCAUUAAAUAAAUCUAUCUUUUUCAUA